CUUUUGAGUCCAAAAAGACUUCCAUUAUUGUUAUUAAAGACUUCAUUAACAAAGUUACCAAACUCUCUCUUUUGACCCUUUCUUCUUCCUUCCAAGUUCCUUCUCAUCAAAACCAAAUCAUCAAAAGUUGAAAUAAAAUAAAAUAAAGCCUUUCAUCUUUUUGUUUGCAUGAUUGCAUCUAAAAAGCCUUAACCUUUGAUCAUAAAAAGGGUUAAUUUUGUUGAUGGGUGCUUGCUGGAGCAAUAAGGUUAAAUCUGUGAGUCCUUCAACCACAGGUUUCACUUCUAGAAGUGUAAGCAGAAGUGGCCAUGACAUUAGCUCAACUAGCAGGAACUCAUCAGCCUCCAUAUCUGUCACUUCUCGAAGCGAGGGUGAAAUCUUGCAAUCUUCCAACUUGAAAAGCUUCAGCUACAAUGAGCUAAGAGCAGCCACGAGAAAUUUCCGGCCAGAUAGUGUUUUAGGGGAGGGUGGUUUUGGUUCAGUUUUUAAGGGAUGGAUCGAUGAACAUUCUCAUGCUGCAACCAAACCAGGAAUGGGCAUUAUUGUUGCCGUGAAGAAGCUUAACCAAGAAGGGUAUCAGGGUCACAGAGAAUGGUUGGCUGAAAUCAACUAUCUCGGGCAACUUCAGCAUCCUAAUCUUGUCAAAUUAAUAGGAUACUGCUUUGAGGAUGAGCAUCGGCUUCUGGUUUAUGAGUUUAUGCCCAAGGGAAGCAUGGAGAAUCAUCUCUUCAGACGAGGUUCUUAUUUUCAGCCAUUCUCUUGGAGUUUGCGAAUGAAAAUAGCUCUCGGGGCUGCAAAAGGUCUUGCAUUUCUCCAUAGUACGGAACCUAAAGUCAUAUACCGUGACUUCAAAACAUCGAAUAUACUGCUUGAUUCUAAAUAUGAUGCGAAGCUUUCUGAUUUUGGGUUGGCCAGAGAUGGUCCAACUGGUGAUAAAAGUCAUGUCUCUACUCGUGUCAUGGGAACUCGUGGAUAUGCAGCACCAGAGUAUCUAGCAACAGGCCAUCUUACUGCGAAGAGUGAUGUGUAUAGUUUUGGAGUAGUUCUUCUGGAAAUGAUAUCGGGAAGACGAGCCAUAGACAAGAAUCUUCCAUCUGGAGAGCACAACCUAGUUGAAUGGGCCAAGCCUUAUCUAUCCAACAAACGCAGAGUUUUUCGCGUGAUGGAUCCACGACUCGAAGGUCAAUAUUCACAUACCCGAGCUCAUGCUGCAGCUGCCCUUGCUUCUCAAUGUCUUUCUGUAGAGCCUAGGAUCAGGCCGAAUAUGGACGAGGUUGUAAAAACACUGGAGCAGCUUCAGGAACCGAAGGAAACACAGAAGAAAGGCGCUGAUCAUCGUGUUCGCUAUCCCGGGCUCGGCAACAACUCAUCUGGCAAAGGUAAUGCAGAUGCUUCUAGAAAGGCUUCUGCUUAUCCUAGGCCUUCUGCUUCUCUCCUUCAUGUUUGAGAGAAAGUUUUGUGACGCGGAAGAUGUAAACUUCGACGCAAAAAGUUCGGAGGUUUAGGUGUGGUAUUAUGAACCAUAUUUAUGUAAACAAUGUAUAGUUUUGUAUGUUUGUAUUUUGAGGCACCUUAGAAAAUUUACUUGUGGUCCUUAAGUUGUUAAUUGCUUUUGAAAUAAUUAUUAUCUUGUCUCUUUUAGCACAACACCAUCUUAAGAAUUCAAAAUAAUUCCAAAUGAA
This is a messenger RNA of Cicer arietinum (chickpea), 1682 nucleotides long. RefSeq names its product probable serine/threonine-protein kinase PBL11. The record is from RefSeq and is a predicted model, not a curated record. Gene Ontology annotation, biological process: protein phosphorylation. Gene Ontology annotation, molecular function: protein kinase activity; ATP binding. Lineage: Eukaryota; Viridiplantae; Streptophyta; Magnoliopsida; Fabales; Fabaceae.